GAUCGUGCUACUUCCGGGAUGAAGAACGUGUUGACGGAAAGUGAGAAAGGACAUUUCAUGCGCACACGUGAAACACACGAAAUCCAACUUUGCUGUUGAAACGUGUUUUAUUUAUUUAACAAAUGAGCGCAACAAGAGACCAACACGAUGAGGAGGCGGAUGGCGAUCGUCUUUUCCUCGAUCGAGUUCUGAACAAGUUGUAUGAUUUUGGGGAUGAAAAAAACAAAAGAUUGAAAAAGUCUCAGAAGAGAAAUAACUCUACUGAGGACACAGACUCAGAGCAGCUCCUGACGAACUCAACAGUCUGUGAAAACAUGCGAUCUGGAGCUAAACAAUCCAGUGUGGAGGUUGUUACAUUUAUUGAUCCUCUGAAGAAGAACAAAAUAUCAAAGGCUGUUGAACCAGGGCAGAAGUUUGUUUAUCCUCAGGUUCCUGAUGUCAAGGAAAAGAAGAAAAAAGGCUCAGACGAGAAACUAACAAUAGAAAAGGCUCGGUUUGAGGUUCACAAGUUUGGGCUGUCGGGGUAUCAGAAGCAGCAGCAGAGGGUCUUUGAGCAGGACAGGGCCAUCAUGCUGGGAGCCAGACCCCCUAAAAAGCAGUAUGUUAACUACAAAAUGUAUCAACAAAUGAUAAAAGAACAGAAGAUGAAAGCCAAAGAGGAAGCAAAAUCUGAAACACAGAAGAAAAGAAGGAAAGAAGGGAAAUCAAGGACUGAGAAAAGUAAAUCGUCAUCUAGCGGAGAGCUUGGUGGACAAGUUGGACGCUUCAAAAACGGAAUGCUGGUCUUGAGCUCCAAAGACGUUCAGAAAUUUAAAGUUAAAGUGAAAAAGUGAAUGAGCGACUGUUUCUGAAUCUUCAGAAAACCCAACCACUUUCAAAAUGCAAGAACAUUUUAAUAUGUAUAGAAUAUCACAUUUUGACUGAAAUUGAAAUAUGCCAUACUUUACCACAGUCAUUUCCCUAUGGAACAUUUACAAUGCCCUUACUGUUUAUUUGUAUUAUUUUGGUUUCUUCACUUUGGUGUGUUUGUACUACAGAAAUAAAUUAUGGCUCAAUUAGCCAAGCUUAUUAAUGUGUACAUUUACAUAUGGUUUGACAGUGUUUAGGGAUCCUGUCUAUAGACCCAAACAUCUUAGCGACCAUAUAGCAGCAUGUUUAAAAACACGUAAAUCUCCUCACUAGCAGCGCAUUUGGCAUGCAUAAUUUCUUCAGAAAGUGUAAAAGUGUACUUUUAUUUACAAUAAAUAAUGCUGUAACCCUG
Molecule: messenger RNA, 1261 nt
Organism: Sinocyclocheilus anshuiensis
Lineage: Eukaryota; Metazoa; Chordata; Actinopteri; Cypriniformes; Cyprinidae
Exons: 7
Coding region: 123-833 (236 amino acids)
Source: RefSeq, a predicted model, not a curated record